UGAGGUCAUAGGUCACAAAACAAAAUGGCGCUGCCGAAGCGAAGAAAGAUGUAAGCUCUGGCUAUAAGAAAGACAGUACAGGUUUAUCCACUUUAUGAUGGAUUCAUACAGGAAUGGUUAGUUUUACACGUGGGCAGUUCGAAUGUAUUUGAGAACACAUACUAACUUCAUUGUUACAAGUUUCAUUGAUAUUAUACCACAAGACCUUUAUAUAUAAAAACUUGUAUUUGGAUUAAACUGGAAAAUAUAUAUUUGAUAAUUGAAGCUUAAGAAUACAUAAUUUAUCAAGGAUAUAUUAGAAGUUAAAAAGGGUCAACUGAUUCCUCAUGGAGAGAUAAAUAAAAAUAUAUAUAUAUAUAAAAGUUAAUCAAGAUGGGAACUGUUGCUGACCCAAGAAAGGAUGUCCUUACAGCAAGUAGGUUUCGUAGCGGAAGCUUGCAGAGACAAAAAUCUUCAGAGGAAAUGCCUCCAUCACUGAAACCUAGACACAGAGAAAGCAGGAAUGAUUCACCUCCAAAUCAUAGACAACCUGCUGAGAACACGACGAGCAAGUCAAAUUCACACCUUGGGUUAUUUGGGUCAAAUGUUAGUAAAAUGAAAGAACUGUUCCAAGUGAAUAUGCCACAUGAUAAACAAGAAUUACAUCAUCGAGCACAAGAAGUAGAAAAAUCUCCAGAAUCAAAACGUAAGAAGACUGAACCUGUUACGAGGACCAAAAAUGCUCCAGUUCCUCAAUCUGAUCAUGGUCUCUUAGAUGCUACAAAUCAUGUUCAAAGGUUUUUACAUACAAGAGCAUUAUUUGCAAGACUUGAGGGAACUCCCAAUCAACCUCACUCAACUGACCAAACUCAUUUAUCACAAAAAGGGGAGGCAACUCCGUCACCUGUUUUAUCCCCAAACACAAGUACACCUACGAGUCCGACAGCAGGUAAACAUUCAGAUGAUCACUUUACUCAUCGGUACAAUGUUGAAUCAACACGAAAUAAACAUGAGGGAAGUAACGAUAUGUCACAUGUGCCAAAAGGGACCACUUCUGAACAAAGACCUUCAAGUCUUAACAUUGGUGCCAGAACAAAUGUAAAUUCUUCUUACAGUGGAUUGUUAUGGAAAAGGAGACAAAAUGACAGUAGAUCAGGUAGUAAUUCAUCAUCUGGAAAUAAAAAGGACACGGAGGAAAACAUGGAUGUUGAUGAAGCUACAGGUGACAUUCAAUCAGAAAAUAACAAAUAUGACCUUAGUGUGACAUCAGGUUAUAGGUCAAGGUCAGCUGAUAGCAACAAAAGAGCAUUUCAAUGUGACAGAAUACGUUCAGUGUCAAGUGACAAAGGUCAGAGUGUACCUCAUUCUCAGACUGCUAAAUCAUCUCACUCUUCCACAACAGAAGACACUUCUGGAGUAGUAAUGCGUCGCCACAGGGAUAAUGAAACUGGAGGCCGUCUGACAAAACAGGAAAUUCAGGCAGCUUUGGUCAAGGCAGAUAAUUAUUUGUCUCAUGUAAAUGUUGGAUCUGACUUUCAGUCAAAAAGGCGAUCAUGGGAAAUAAGGGAACAAAUGUCAGAGUCUACUGAUUCUCGACAUAGUGGACUUUCACAGUUAAGUCAACGUAAUCGCUCACAUUCGGCUGACACCCUGGACAAUGAUGAAUCUGUUGAACCAAGCAAGAGUCGAACUUAUUAUAGUGAUAAAUAUAGGAUCAGAGCCGGGAGAAGGAGUUAUGACUAUGAUUCAGAAACUACAUCCUCUAAUACUGUUGACAAAAAAUCGGAACAGAUCAUUAGUUCUAAAGUAAGAGAUGUAAGUUCAAAACCACAGACUAUUGAAAAGCCAGAAGUGCCUGUGUCUAAAUCAAAUGUGCCAUUAAAACCCCCUGUUCCUUCAAAACCAUCAACACCGACACGUCCAAUAUCACGACCGGUUCCAUCUCCAAGGAGACCGACACCAGCUAUUCCACAAAAUGAUCAUGAUGAACAGUCUAACAGAAAUGAAGUUGAAGAAAACUUUAGUAAAAGUACUGAUUCUCAGUUAAAUUCUGGUGUACCCACGGUAUCAGUUAUAGAAUCGAAGUUUGAACCUCCUGUGUUUUCAACUCCGGACAGUGAAUCAGUCAUUCAAAAGCCAACCACACCUAGUAGUGUUCAGAUUGAAGUGGUAAGUUCACAUCUGACCGAGGACCUUAGACCAGACACACCACAAUCAACAUCUAGCAUGACAUCAUCACCAAGAGACAGUCCUCCUCCACCGCCAUUAUCACCACCACCCCCGCUACCGCAAAACUCACAGCCAAAUGCUGAAACUGACAAGGACUAUGUGUCUGCAGUGAUGGCCUCUGCUCAUAAUGUUUCAGAAGACAGACCACCACCUCCGCCCUAUCCAGAAGAGGAUCGAGAGCCUCCUCCACCAUAUUGUGUAGCAGGCCACCAACGAGUGGAUGAACCUCCAUCCCCUGCUCCUCAGCCUGGUGUGGAAGAGAUUACCCACCGUUCAUUUGACAGCAUAACAUAUGGGGUACAGAUGAGAACAAAAUUUGGUGCUGACAUUUCACCAUCCACCGAGGACUGUGAUCCAGUCCCCCCGUCACCAACAGUCCAAUUAGUUAACCAGAUGUCAGCAGAACAGCAGGCCUCAGUACGCAAGCCAAGAGAUUUAUACAGAAGUAGAGCUGCUGUUUAUGUUGAAGAUAAAGUUAAGGAGGAAACCAGUCCAGUUCUGACAGAAGAGAUCCCACCAAGAGAAGCAGGAGAUGGGCAUGAGGAACCAGACACCGUACUCAACGACACAACAGAUAUAGCAGAUUAUGAUAAAGAAGAAAUAAUAGAUUAUUUAGAAAUAUCUGGCCUGAGUAGCAGUGAUGAUUCUGACGUGGAUGAAUGCUUCUUCCAUCCAGCCAGUAAAAUUAAAUUCAGUAAACAACCUAUUAGGGUAUUUCCAACAUUUUCCACAGAGGAAUACGACAGGAGGAAUGAAGAUGUAGAUCCCGUGGCGGCUUCUGCAGAAUAUGAACUGGAAAAGAGGGUGGAAAAGAUGGAUGUAUUUCCUGUUGACCUUAUGAAGGGUCCAGAAGGCCUUGGACUUAGUAUUAUUGGAAUGGGAGUUGGAGCUGAUUCUGGGGUAGAAAAAUUAGGAAUUUUCAUUAAAACUUUAACAGAAGGAGGGGCAGCACAAAAGGAUGGAAGGAUUCAAGUUAAUGAUCAGAUAAUUGAAGUGGAUGGUAAAAGUUUGGUGGGUGUCACACAGGCAUAUGCGGCAUCGGUGCUGAGAAAUACAACAGGGACUGUCAAGUUUAUGAUUGGUCGAGAUAAAGAUCCAAGUAAAAGUGAAGUAGCUCGCCUUAUACAACAAUCUCUAGAACAGGAUCGACGUAGAGAAGAAAUGAAAAGGCUGGAACAUGACCGAUUAGUCCAGCUACAGGAUAGUAUAACACCUAGGGAUGCUGUCAUGGAACGGGACCAUCUGCGUCACAUGUCUGAGUCUGGUAGAGAGUUGGACGAUGAAGAGGAAGAGGAAGUAGAAGAUGAUUCGGAUGAAUGUUCUGGAGAUUACCAAUUAGAAAUCACCAAUCAUAAUGAAGAAUAUGAUGACGAGGAUGAAGAAGAAGAAAUGGUUCAGCAAGAGGAUGAAGUUUCCAGCACCAUGGAAACUACAGAGGAAAUAGCUGCAGGGGAGGCAACUCCUAUGUCAAUACCUUCAAGUAAUGAUAACAGUGUAGGAUCACCAGAUGAGGACAGGAAACCAGUCAUAGAAGUUUUUGACCUCCCAGAGAGCAGCAGUGAGGAUGUUUCACCUGAUAUGGAAUCUCAGGCUAUGUUUGUCAAAUUAAAAGAGGCCCAGUAUAAAAAUGCUGUAAAUGAGGCAGAAAUAGCAAAGUUAAAGGGCAAGUUAAUACAGUUAGAGAGUGUACAGAAUGAGAAGAAGGAAUAUCAGAAGAAAUCGGAAGACAUGGCUUACAGAUUACGGGAACUAGAGAAAAAAAUGUUAGCCAAUAGAAAGGAAAUAAAUCAUUAUCAGGAUUUAUUAGAGGGAUCACAAGGACAGUAUAUAGCAUUAGAAAAGAAAAUGAAGGGAGAUUUUACAGCCCUAGAAAAGAAAUAUCACAAAGCUAAGAAACUGAUCAAAGAAUAUCAAUCCAGAGAGAAAGAUUUCCUACAAGAAAGAGAAUCAUUACUUCAGCAACAGGCAGAAAAAGAUCAGCAAUAUAAUUCUCUAGUCAAGUCACUCAAAGAUAGGAUCUUCCAACUGGAGAGUGAAUUGGGUGAAGCACAGAAAGCAGCAGGGUUACCUGUCUUAAUUCCUGAUGCCUCACAAAGGGUACCAGAUGUCAUAUCAAAGGAAACCAGUGUUAAAGUACAGUCUUCCUUAGAUAAAGUAUUGACACAAAGUCAGAUAUCUGAUGCUGUUUCCAUAUCGUCUGGAUCAGAUGAUUCACCAGGGGAUACUGUAGUUAGUCAGAGUUUAGAUACCAGUAUGAUAUCAGAUAUUGACAACCAAUUGUCGGAAUCAUUUAAUGAGGUACUCUCUGAUGCACGACUCCUAGACACAUCGGCCAGUAAAUCUAAAGGACAAUUAGCUAGUUCUGGUGCCAUGGCCAGCCGACGCCCACCUUCCAAGAGAAAUAAGUCAUUGGAUGAAGAAAAAGGUGGAGAGAUAAAGUCAGAGACACAGAGUGGUCUGGAAUCAUGGAUGAAACAUGAAGGAGACAGUACUGUGAAGAAAAGUGAUGCAAAGAAGAGAAAAGCUCAGCUGCAGGAGAGAAUGAUCACAGAACCUGUGGAGGGACCUCCCUCUAUCCCUCCACCACCUCCUCCACCCUUGGGGGCAGACACAGAUUCACAAUCAAGUUCCAGGAGGAACAGCACAUCAGAACAAUCAGAAACAGCAUCAACAGUAUCACAGACUUCAUAUGAUCCCUCAAAUCCUAAAUUUAGAAACAUGGAAUCAGAAAUACCCGACACUGUCUCAAUAGAUACCACAGGAUCCUCAGAUGGUGCUAGUAGUAGCUCUAAAUCAAAGUCUGGUAAAGGAAUUGGACUGCCAAAGUUUCUUAAAUUUGGCAAAAGCAGCUCAGCAGAAAACAGCGGAGGUGGAAUUGUAUUGUUAUCAAACAAAAACCUAAAUGGAGAUGGAGGUAGUUCAGGAAUUCAACUUAUUUCCAAACGUCCAUUAGAGGCUACAUACUCAUCAGACUCAUUGGAUGGUUUAGAUGACAAUGAAGAUAUAUCCUCAGCGUACAUGGUACAAGAAAUUGACGAUGAGGAUGGAAAAAAGACAAUAUUUUCUUUGAAUAUCUCAGGAACCCCUGCCGCAGAGGAUAAAUCUACAACCCCAAGUCGGCGGAAUAUCAAUCAAAUAGAAUCAUGUCCAAUCUCAGAGUGGAGAAUGGAACAUGUCAGACACUGGCUGGUGGCCCUGGAACAGGAGAAAUAUAUUCCUCUGUUUUCUGAGAAAAAUAUAACUGGACCUCAACUUGUAUUAUUAGAUGGGACCAAGCUAAAGACUAUGGGCAUCACAGUGAGUAAAGACAGAGAAUUGUUUAAGAAGAAAAUCAAAGAACUUAAAAUGGCAUUAGAUAGAGAAAAGAAACAACAAGAGAAAGAAAGAAAGAUAAAAGAAAAAGAACAAAAGAAACAAAGGAAGAAAUAAUGAUAAUUAUACAUUAGUAAAAGAACAAUUGUUUUGUAUUUUAAAAAUAACAUAGAUUAUAUAUUUGAUUUAAAGAACAAAUAAUAGGAUUGGCUUUUACAGAAUUGAUUUCUAUGUGAAAAUCAAACUGGUUUAAUGAUAAUUAAUAGUAUAACAGAGAUCUUAACCAACAUUUUGUAAAUAAAGGUCAUAAUUCGCUGGAAGUCGGUCUUCACUGUGAUGUAACAUUAUUUAUGAUUGGCUGGCCAUCAAGCAUUUUAUUCAGAUGUAUUACAUCUCUUAAUUGGUUCAUUUGAAGUACUUUGUGACUACUGCUAUUGACUAGAAAUUUGAAUAAGGAAAUUUUAUAUUCAAAAUUACAUAAUGAAGUACUUAUUUAUGCAAAGAUUUUAUAUGUUGUAUAAAUUAUUUAGCUUUGAUUCCAAGAAUCUAAAUCUUGAAUUUUCAAUUAACAAAAUAAAUUUAAAAUUGCAUUAGUUUUCAUUAUACAAUGGAGCAAUAAGUUAUAUUUAUCAAACUGUGAUAGUUGUAUUUAUAGAAAGAAAAAAUGUUGACUAUUAAUUAAUUAUAGCAUAGAACAGAAAAAAUAAAUAGAUUUUUGGAUUCUUGCUCAUAUUGACUACUGCCACCAAGGUAAUGUAAAUGAAGAAAUUGGUGAUUUAACAGAUUGAAAAUUUUUCUUUUAAAACAGAAAAAAUACAAUUUAAAAUGCCAAUUGACAGAACUUCAAAAAUCGGAGAGAAUCUAGAAUUAUUUUUUUUUUCUCUUUUAACAUUCUCAUUUUUAUCUUGUAUUUAAACAAUACAAUACAUGUCCAUGUUCUGAACACUUAUUAGAUAGUGCUGAAAAGUUAAUUGCCAUCUAGGCCAAUGUUCUUUGUUUCAGAGGUUGUAAAAGGGUAUACUAUCAGAAGGACUGGUCAUUGAAAAUUGUUCUAUUAAAGUAAAUAAUGGUAAUCUUGAAGUGAAAGAGAUUUAAGAUAAAUUAAAGACAUUAUGUAUAUUCAUUUAAAAAUCAUAUAUUUGUAUAUUUUGGUCAGUUUUGUUGUUAAUUGUGGCUUUUUAGACUGGGACCAAUUUCACCAUCAUUAUUAGGAAUGAUAAAAGACCUUUUUAAAAUGAAAGAGCAUUUCUUAUUGGAUAGAAUAGAAUGUACAAUCAUUUUUCAUUGGAUAAUGUCGACAUUUUUGACCACAUUUUUAAUUGUAAAUCAUUACAACUGGUGUAUUCAAGUGCUGAUUAAUGUUAUAGAACUAUAUUAUGUGAAUUUUAUUUGUGUUCAAAAAUUUACUGACCAUGGAAAGAAAAAUACACAUUAUAAUAUAUAUUUUUUUCCUAACUCUUGAUUGUAUGGAAACUUAACAAGCAAGAAAGUUCUACCUAUAUAUUUAACUUUAAAAAAGUCUAAAAUUUCUGGGGACUCAGAGAUAUAUCCUUUAAGGUGGUACAAACACCUUGACUAAAACUAAUUUGGCACAUUUAAUUUUAAUAAAAUUUGGACAAAAUAUUUACUUUGACCCUUUGACAAAAAUAUAAAAAUUUCAAAAAACUUGAACCACACACUUUAUCAGAAAAAUUUCAUUGGAUUUUGCAGUUUGACAAACACUAGUUUUGGUCAUUGAGAAGCUUAAUAUUUCCUUAACAAAAGACCAUGAUUAAAACGUUCAGCUGUUUUUAACAGAGUUAUCUCCCUGUAGUGUUAUGUACCACCUUAAAUACAAUCAUGAUUUUUUUCUUUCCAUGGACAGAAUAAUUCUUUAUCUGUAGUUUUUUCAUUGAAAGCAUUGGCAGAACUUUCCUGCAGGAUUCGUGACAUUAUUUUUAAAAUAGGUUGUUAUUUUCUGAUGUACUUACAAGUAAACCAGACAGCAUUCAAUGUGGUUUUGGUCACAAAUAAAAGAUCACACUUGAUAUCUUUUCAGUACAUGUAUUAGAAAGUCAUGAUUUGAUCAUUUAGAAUCCUCGUAACAAUUGGUAAUCUCCUGUUUUACAUUAAAAUCUGAUAUUUUUAACCAAUUGGAGGAAUAUCCAUGGUUUAGGAUAUCAGAGGCAGAUUUAGGGAGGGGCCAGGGGGCCGUGCCCACCCUUAUGGAGCUUUAUAUAUGAUAAAUACAUAGACUUUCUACAAGUACCACUCUAAACGUUGGCUUGCCAAGGAUGGCCCCCCUUUUUCAAAAUCCUGGAUAUCCUUAACCAAUAUACACAUUUUUUGGUGUAUUCUGUUUGAAUAUUAUUCAGAUCAUUGUAGAUUCUGAAACAAGAAAUAACAAUGAUAUAUGUUACAAACUUGUAAAAAAAAGAAAACAGUAAAAUGUUUUGAAAAUUAUUUUUUUAUUUAUUAAUUUUUUUUGGUGAUCUUUUAUUUGUGACCUUUAUGAUAUGUAAAAGGUUGUUGGUAUAAUUUUAUAAUUUUUUUGUAUAUAUCAAGUGUAUACUUUUUUCAAGUGCUAAACAAGUUGACACAAAAAUUACUGGUGCCUAGUGUAAAAACUUGCCAUUUGAGGACAAUGACUUGACUAUGGUCUCCUUAAAAAGGUUUAAAAUGAAAGAUAUUGAAUGGUCUCAGACAUGGCAUUAGCAUUUUUCUAGUUAUAAGGCUAUUUAAGGAAAUUUGUGAAUUAUUUUUUAAGAGACUGUUCAAUAAAUCCAUUUUGAUUGGCUGUUUUUCUUUUUUUUUUUUUUUAUAAGAAAAACGUUAACAACAGAGAUAUAGAUGGUAAAAAUAUUUUACAUAAUUUGUCAACUGAACAAACUGUUUCGACAAUUUUCAUGAUAAUGUUGAAAAACAAAUGUCUCAUUUUUAAAGCUUUCAUGCAAAUGUUGGUGCUUAAUAUAGAAUAGGAGAUAUUUUGAUAUAGAGAGGUCACACAUUUAUAUAUGUAUAUUAUUGCACGUGUUGUAACGAUGUAUAAAUUUUGUUAAUAAGUAUUUGUUUACAUGUAUAUAUUACUCAAACAUUGUAUCACAUUCAUAGUCAUAGUCAUAACCAUCAUUUUUUCACAGAUAUAUUUUUGUCUUUCAUUUUCUUAUAACAUUGUUUUGUUACAUGGAUUUUUUCCCAUUAAACAAAAAAUGUUGUUAGUUCUUUCAAGUCAUUUUGUUUUAGAUUUUUUAGUUCGCUAACAAAUUAAGUUUGUCUUGAAAAAGGAAAGUUGUUUACUAAAAGAAAAGAUCAAAGUAAUUUUUCUGAAAAUUAUUGCCUUUUGGUUGUCUCUCAUUCAGUUUCUUGUUUAAAGAGGGAACAGAGAUCUAACAAAAAUUGAGAUUUUUUGCGAUAUUUUUAUGAUUUUUAAUUGAAAAGUUGACAGAUUAAGUUUUGCAAAAAUAAAAUCUCACAUUUUAAUUUUGAAAACAUUAUUAAUAUGCAGCAUUUCCUGAAAAUUGCAAUAAUUAAUCUGACAUUUUUAUGAAUUGCUCAACAAUCGCAUUAAUAGAUGCACACAAAAAUUUCUUAAUAUACAAUUCUGUCAUAUUUUGAAAGGUUAUAUUUGCAAUAUUAUGUACCCAUCAUUGUAUAAGUAAUCACAUCUCUGAUAUCUCCCAAUGUCCUGAAUAUCCAUGAAAUAUUUUCCGCUGGACGUUAGGCAGUCAAUAAUCAAUCAGGUAUCUUCCAUUCAAAUGCAUACAUUCUUUAUUCAAAUCAGUUAGGAUAUUUUUUUAAGAACAAUUCGCUAUUCUGUUUUACCAUAGAAACAAUUUUCUAUCAAAAUGGAACAAUUUACUCUAAUUCUGUGUUACCAUAGAAACAUUUUACUAUCAACAGACAUUACUUUUUUAUACUAUAUAAAUAUGAUAAUUGCAGAAUAAUUAUCAAAAGUGUAUGUGAUUAAACUUUUGGAUAGUGCCUCAUUUUGAAAUUUUAAUAUGUUUACAGGUAGAUUUUGUAUUGGAAAAUAGAUCAAUAUAUAUAUACAUUAUAGGAAGAAGUUCCUUUCAGGACCAUUAGACGUUUUUUUCGUUGUUUUAUCUAUCACAAUUCACCAGCAACAGAAUAAGAGUUUAUCGACGAAUUUAAUAUAGUUUACCUAAAUUUGUCAGUUAUUAAAAAGAAUUAUAUUUAAGCAAAACUAGUAUGCUGAUUUUUUUUUUUUAUGUGAUGUCCGAUACAAAACUUUGAUAACACACAUCUUGUUUUACAGAUAAACGUUAAAAUUUCCAGAAUGUAAAAUAAAUUUUCCAACUUGUUUUCAUUUUAAAAGCUUUUAAUUUAUUUUUGAAAAAGUAAUCCUUUACCCAAAUAUGAUGAAAAAAUCUGCACUUUCGUUUGUUUUCAAUUAAUAUUUCAAAAAAACAAAUGCUAUGGUUUUUUUUUUUUGCUUCUUUUUUUAAACCAUAGCUUUUUGAUAUUAGUUCUUAUUAUCUGAAUACAUUCUGAUUCUUAAAAAUUAAUUUAAUUAUUGUUUUAAUAGAUAAUCUAGUAACAUUCUACAACUGUAACUUUAUAUUGUUUAGAAGUGAUAUUUCACAAGACUUUUAACUUCUGCUUAUAAAAAAUCAUAUAUUUUUCCUUUGUUGUAAACUUGUAUUUUAGUUCCUGGUUUAUUUCUACUUUCGUUAUCUAAUGGUCCAUGAACAAGGAACUUCUCUUUUUAGCAAGUAGCGAAAAGGAAAUGUAGAUUUCCUAAAUUCACUGUUUUCAGUCUGUGCAUUUCUUAACUGAGAAUAGUUGAACGUAUUAUUUUUUUAUUUUUUAGAUUUUGUUUGAAAUAAGAAAACAAAUACUUAUUAUUUCUUUUGCAAACCUAUAUCUGUCUCAGUGUAUGAAUACGAUAUUUAUCUUAAAAUCUUGUAUAAAGAAUGUUAAAAACUCAUUGAUGGAGGCUUUGCACUAUGACCAAUUCAAGCAUUAUUUGUUAGACUAAUGGGAAGAUUUUGUUCAUGGAAAUUUAUUUGGACCUCUUUGAGAGAGGUAUGAUCACUAGAAAAGAUUCAAAUGAAAAAACCUCCCAAUAAUUAGGGAUGGUAAAUGGGUAUAUUUUUCUUGAAAUUCAUAUUUAGCUGUUCAUAUCAGACAACAGUUGCUAAAAUGGCCAGUGUUCAUAUCUCAUAUCAUCCAAACUUUUAUAACAAUAACCUCUAUACUGGUUUCCUGAUCUUUGUUAGGUUACCAGUUCUCUCCUGUAAAGCACCAGAGGCAAAUAAAUUAAAAAUAUUUCUCAAUAAUUUGUAUACAAGAGUUGAAGAUAGAUGUGAUUUGAUAUAAAAACAAACUAUUGUUGUAAUUAUAUUUGUUAACUUUGUAAUUUAUUUUUUCUUCAUAAAGCUGCUUUGAUAAGUAUAUAAUUUUGAUGAUAAUCUUGCUUAAUGAUUUAUUUAUUAUUUUUAUAUCUGCAUAUCAUUUAUAAUUUUUGAUUUACUUCAAUUGAAAUGGAGCUGGACCUCUUGACAAAAUUAAACAUGAAUAUUCAUAAACAUAUAAAAUCUCACAUAUAUGAUUUCCUAAUUAUAAUUUCACCUUAAAAAUAGUGUAUACCAAUUAUCAAUUAUUUUCUCAAUCUUUAUUUGUUUUAUCAAAAAUUUAGAAUUAUCAAAUCAAGAAGUCUAUUUAAAUGUUUGGUUCAGAGGCAAAAUAUAAAAAAUAAAAGUAUACAUCAUUAGCCGAAUUAAUACCAAGAUUAACAUUGUGUAUAGUGAGGCCUAUAUUGUAGAUUUCUAUUUUUACCUCAUCUUUGUAAUCCUGUUUAAAAAAAAUUCAAGUGCUGUCCCUCCUUACAUUCAGACUGUGUCUAGUAUGGGUGUAAUACUUGCCAAUGGCAACCCUUUUGACAUUUUGUGUAUUUUUUUUUUCAUCUUAAGUUCAGAAUUCAGAUGUUUGAGAAAGUUGUGAGAAAUAUGGAUGUUUUUUCGUGUUGUUGAACCUGUCUUGCAUCAAACAUUUCAUUUGGUAAUAGGUAAAGUUCUAUAAAAUGGCAAAUAUAUUACAUCAUUAACAUAUCAAAAAUAUUGAUCUAUUAUUCCGGUACUAUAACUACAAGAACAAAAAUAACAGUGUAUUCAUCUGAUGCCUAAAGUUAUAGUAGUAUGUGGGUUCUUUGGUCGUAGCACUAGAUCACUAAAAAUGAAACUUUUAUAUCUAAUGAACUGGGUCUGUAUUAAUAGAUUAACUGGGAUCUUGCUUCUAUAAGGACUAGCAACUCAUUACACUAAAAAUCUUACGAGAAAAAAGACUUAAGGCAUAAACAUUUUGUAAAACUAACAAUUAUUUUUUUUUUUUUAUUUUUUGAGGAAAGAUUCCCUGAUCACUUAAAAGAAACUUUUAUAUCUAUGAUCUAUGAUGUGUGAUCUUGAUAAUAUAAAUAUACAUCAUAAAUUUCUGAGUGCGAGCCAAGAAAUUUUUGAGAAGAGGGGUGUGGUCUCUCAAGACAGGUUUUUGCUGUAUGUAAGAUUAUAAAUUAUUAUAAAAGUGCAUUUAUAUGUAAACAGUAAGAACAUAUGUUGUGUUUUAUUUAUAUGUUGUAGAUUUUAAAGGUUGUGUCCAUAUAUAUAUAUAUAUAUAUAUAUGCUUUUACAUGUAUUUCAUGUAUAUGUUGUACUUAAAGGGGGGAGUGUAAUAGAAAGUGGGAUUUUCUUACAAAUUCUUGAAGUUAUUUAUAGAUUCUCAACAACCCUUGCUUAAAACGAGGACGUUACCAUGAAUAAAAAUCAUGUGCACUGGCUAUGCAAGACAAAUGAAUUAUAAAGCUGAUACAAUGGAUUCAUAAACUGUCAAUGGGUUCACUUUUCACAAGUUUUUCAACUGAAGUUUAUUAAAAAUGUAUUUUUUUUUCCAUUUUUUAAAUGGCACAAGAAGUGUUUGUUGAAUAUGUUGGUCAUCUGCUAUACUCUAAACUUAAAGUUUGAAAGCAAUAAAUUACAAACAUUUGAGAACUUGAAAUAUAACGGGGACCAAAAUAGAAUAGCUUUAAGGGUCAAGAGUUAACUUUACUUGAGGAAGGUGCAAUAUUAUUUCUAAUGAUUUUUAGGGUUUACAAAAGCAAAAUAUAGUCUAUGAAAUAUGGGGCAGUAUGGGGUGUGAAUUCGUGAGCUCAGCCUAUCAGUUUUUUUAGUUUUUAAGAUGAGGACAACAAACAAUGCACAGCAUUUUACAAGGCAUGUAAAGAGUGCAUAGGUAUGAGAAUCUAUAAUAAGCUUUUAUAUAACUAUCAGGACAUUAUGUUUUUGUAUGGAUGAACCGUUGUUUACACUAGUGAAGGUUGUAGACAUAAUUUUUUAUGACAAAAACAAACUGGUGCAAACUUGACAUAUUUUUGUGUAAGUUUCCAUUUUUUAUAACUUCUGAAUUCAUAUUUUUCUAUGUUCUGAGAUACUACAUAUUUUGUUGAGAAAAGGGUGGUAAUUCUAUAAUCCUUAAUGAUACUGGUACCCUAACGUAACAGAAGGCUGAUAUUUUUUUCUUUGAUACUAACUUUCAUUGUUCAGGAAUUUUUAUGUUUUUAUAAUUUCUCUCUCUCUAGAUGAUUGAAUAUUUUAAUUGCUUUGACUACUGAAAUUCAUUAUUUCCCCUCUGUCAGAAAACAAAGUCCAAGAAGAUUGAAAUAUCCCACACAUAAGACCAAUCCACAAUAACAUGAUCUGAAUUGGAAUUUUGUACUUUUGUAAAGUUUUUUGAGAUUGCAGUCUUGUGUGUUUCCAUCCCACAUUCUUUUUACCUCAUAUUGAUUGAUAUUUACGUAGAAAGUUCGCCUUUUGGUUUUGGAAAUCUGGAAAGAAAGAUUAAAGCAUGCUUCAUUUUAAAAUAAGUUUAUCGUAAACAUCAGCAUGGUAGCAAUAUGACACAAAAGAAAUCUUUCAUGGACAAGAUUCUCAAGCUCUUUUUAUGAAUGAGUUACGGUGGUUGACCAAAGGUCAGUCAACAUUAUUGAGGUCAUUGAACAAUUAACUAGAACAUACAUAAAACCUAAGCAUUGUGACGUCAGAAAAUGUAUGGACAAUGCACAUUUGUGAAAGUCAUCUAUUUUAUCACCAUUUUUAACCAAACUAGGUAGAAUCAAAAGAAAGCAUUACAUGAUAUUAAUUAUAGCAAACACCAUUAAAAGUCGGCCUCUACCAUGUACACUAUUGUAAGGCUUCAGUACACAAAUCUGUUAGCCUAGGAGGGGAAUUAUGAAGGUUAAAUUUCAAUGGAUGUGACAGAUUUAACAGUCUUAUUAUGUAAACUUGUUGAUUUUUACAAAGUUUUAUUUUAUAUUAUCCCUUUUUCAUUUGAAUCCAGUUAUAUUUAGUUUGUACAUUGACAUAUCACCAUGGUCUAUAUAAAACAUAACAUUUCACAUAAAAUAAAGUCAGUAUUUAUAACA
Messenger RNA from Mytilus californianus (California mussel), 13933 nucleotides. RefSeq names its product neurabin-1-like. Bases 373 to 5637 code for a protein of 1754 amino acids. Gene Ontology annotation, cellular component: dendrite; cytoplasm; postsynaptic density. The transcript is spliced from 25 exons. Lineage: Eukaryota; Metazoa; Mollusca; Bivalvia; Mytilida; Mytilidae. The record is from RefSeq and is a predicted model, not a curated record. Gene Ontology annotation, biological process: actin filament organization; calcium-mediated signaling; neuron projection development. Gene Ontology annotation, molecular function: actin filament binding.